CCAUAUAUGUCGCUGAAGUCACACACGCUUUGAGUGAAAAAUGGUGAAUUGAACGAAGAACACGUAACAGUUUGGAAAUAUUUCAGAACAUAUUAAUGUGUACGUAAAUUUGUGCUUUUGAAGCCUAUCUCUUAAAAGCGUUUAUAGAGACAUCUGAUAGUAAAAUUUGGAUAAGCUUGUCUUUAAGAUUUAAUAUUUAAGUAGGAACUGAUAGAAAUUUAUAGAUCAUGGAGUAAGUUAAUAGUAGAUUUUUCGAGAAUGUUUGGUGAUUUUACUUACACAAUAUUAAAGGAGUUCUUUUUGUACGAAAGUAUAUAUUAUUCGAUUAUUAAGUGUUUCCGUUGUAAGAAAUAGCAAGAAAACGGAUACUUAUCAUUUUGUAUUUAUACGUGAUGUUCUUCUAUUAUUAUAUAGUUAAGAAAUUAGUGUAGAUUUUCAGUUCAUGGGUGCUUCAUAUACAAGAAAAAUUAAUACGAAAAUGAAUAGCCCUACUUCAAAUUCAGAAAAAACAAGUGGAGAUAGCCAUCCUAGCAGUAGUGCAAGGCCAUUGUCUAUAGAAGGGCCACGUACUUCAAAUAAUCCACCACAGGUAAUGCCAGAACAACCAAAACAACCUAAUGAUCUUCAAGGUCUUCUGCGAUUUGCUGUUGAAGCAUCACAAGCAGGAGGUACUACAUACGAACCUCAAUUUCAACCUUUGGAUGAAGAAAAGAAAAAGUUCUUAAGUGAAGCUUUAUCUUCAUUAACUGUAAAUGUGAUAGAAGAAUUACAAAAAUCUAUUAAAACAUUAUCAAAUGUUGCGGAUCUCCGACCUGAUGGUAACUCAUCUGAAUAUGAUGCAGCUCUUGAGCGAAUUGCAGAUUUCGUUGAUAGUAUUGACGUUGCCAAUGAUUUUUACAAAAUUGGUGGUUUUUCAAUAUUUGGCCCGUGUCUUAAUUCUUCUCACAGUAGCAUCAGAUGGAGAACAGCAGAUAUAAUUGCGGAGUUGACACAAAAUAAUCCAUUUUGUCAACAAAGAAUUUUAGAAUGCGGAUUAUUUCCAAUAUUAUUAGAAAUGGUAGAUAAAGAUCCUUCAGAAGCUGCAAGAAUCAAAUCUUUAUAUGCUAUAUCAUGUAUUGUAAGAGGACAACCAAUGUCUUUACAAUACAUGGAUAAAAACGAUGGUUAUUCUGUUCUUUUAAGAGCUAUGCAAAGUUCGGUGAAAAAAUUACAGAUUAAAUCUGCCUUUUUACUCUCAUCACUCUGUAACAAAGAUAAUUCAGAUAAUUUAAAAAUUACUUUAGUUAAUAUGGGAUUAAUUGAACAAACAGCUGGAUUACUUGGAUCAAAUAAUAUUUCUCCAGAAAUAAGAGAACAAUUAUUAAAUAUUCUUACCGGUUUAACAAAUAAUACCUUUUUACCUGCAUUGCGGGAAUGUCGCAAACCAAAACUCUGUUUGAAAUUAAUACUUGAACAAUGCUUAAAAGAAUUAACAUCAGAAGAUAAAGAAGAAAUAGAUAUGUGUAAUCAAUUAUUAGACAAAAUAUUUUCUGACAGUGAUAUUGUUGAAGAAAGAUAAAAAUAAUAUAUUAAUAAUUGUAUUACUUCAAAUUAUGAUUGUAAAAAGCAAUUUAAUAACAAGGAUAACAAGAA
This is a messenger RNA of Polistes dominula (European paper wasp), 1632 nucleotides long. RefSeq names its product hsp70-binding protein 1. Gene Ontology annotation, cellular component: endoplasmic reticulum. The record is from RefSeq and is a predicted model, not a curated record. Gene Ontology annotation, molecular function: adenyl-nucleotide exchange factor activity. Lineage: Eukaryota; Metazoa; Arthropoda; Insecta; Hymenoptera; Vespidae.